UCCGCGGGGCCCUAGCCCACGCGGGAGUCUGCAUCACAGACCGGAGUUCUUCCGAAACCUGGGGCACGCUGAGCGUGCAAGUCUCAGAUGCCUCACUGCCCGUCCUCGCCCGGUGCCCAGGGGCCAUUGCAAGACCCAGCGCAAAGCCGGAGCCAGGCUGGUCCGGAGGGAGCACAGCCGGCCUGAUGGCGCCGCGCCCGCGCCCCUAACUGCCGAGGGCCCUGCUGUGCGGUGGCCGAGCGGGGACCGGCCCAAGGUCACAGCGCUCUUCUGUGGCGGACUCAAUACGCGGAGGUCCCCGAGAGGAGCAGACGGGACAGGAUUGACCUGGCCAGGCCUCGAAUUUGCAGUUCCUUCCUACGGCCAACCUGCAUUGCAUGUGUAUGGUACACGCAUACACACAUACUCUCUAUUUGAUCCGAACCAUCCGGGACCCAGAGAAGCCCAAUACCUUGGAAGAACUGGAAGUGGUGACGGAGAGCUGCGUGCAGGUGCAGGAGCUACACGAAGAGGACUAUCUGGUUAUUAUCAGGUUCACGCCGACAGUACCUCACUGCUCUUUGGCGACUCUUAUUGCUGGAAAUCUACAUUUCCGAAGGAACCCACUCAACAGAAGAGGACAUCAACAAGCAGAUAAACGACAAAGAGCGGGUGGCAGCUGCCAUGGAGAACCCCAACCUGCGGGAAAUCGUGGAGCAGUGUGUCCUGGAGCCCGACUGACAGUGUCACGGGAGCCACCGUGGAGCGUUUGGUGGAUUCGUUUAAACUCUUUGUAAAAUGUAAAAGACUCGUGUUUAAUACAGAGAUUAUUUGUACCUCAAAGCAUUUUCUAAAGGGUUAUUUCCAAGCAAGUUUUAAUUGUAAGGCUUACCUGAUUUGUUCAGCGAAUAACAUUCUCAGGAUUUGUAACACUUAAUCGAUCAGACAGAAGAAUAUUUUCUAGCUAUUAUGAGUAAGAUUAGUUACUAUUUUUCUGAUGCCCAUUCUGAUACUACUUUUCAUGCCGAAUGUCCGCUGUGCUCAAAUGUAUUCAAUUUAAAUCACUACUCUAAAAUAAAUAAAUCAGAUGAUUCUUAUAAUGA
This is a messenger RNA of Chinchilla lanigera (long-tailed chinchilla), 1082 nucleotides long. RefSeq names its product family with sequence similarity 96, member A (gene Ciao2a). The record is from RefSeq and is a predicted model, not a curated record. Bases 378 to 776 code for a protein of 132 amino acids. NCBI's taxonomy places the organism in Eukaryota, Metazoa, Chordata, Mammalia, Rodentia, Chinchillidae. The transcript has 4 exons.